UGUAAGCGGAAGUAGAGAGAGUAGAUAAAAGUAUUGCAAACAUUUCUAAGAAUCGACGAGUUGUUGUUUCAAAUUGUUUUCUACUGUAAUUUAACUAAUCCGACGAUAUGGAUACGGCUGUAGAACCAAACAUCUGUCAAAUUUUGUCAGACGGAAAUGUGGUUGGAACUGGGUGUCUGAUUCGCACCCAAGAAGAUCUGAAAUCCACUACUUUGAAAGUUGCCACUUCGAAAAAGCUCUUUCAAAACUAUCCAAAUGGAAAACUGGUUGCAUCGUUUCGAAAUUUAUAUGGAAAACCAUGGAAUGUAGAGCUUGGUAGUGAUUUGGAUAAAGAUUAUAUGAAUCGUGAAAUUGCAGUUGUCCCAGUAGAAAAGCCCAGCUGGCAACUUAAGGAAACGGCUAAUCUCGAAGGAGUACCACUUAUAAAUCAAAAUAACAUCGACGAAGAGAGGAUGUUUUCUAAUGCCUUUGUUGUGAAGAAGUCUUCGUCAACACAAAAGCUUCAAAUCUACAAAUUUUGGUUUAAGACUGAGGACUGUUUGAUGGACAGCGGAUAUACAGAGGAGCCUGUGUUGAUCGAAAGUUUGAAGAGAUGUGCUUCGUAUGGCCUCGCUGUACAAGGAGCUCCUGUCAUUAGCCAAAACUCUAAGUUCCUUGGAAUUGUCGAUUUCUCUAACAAAGAUGGUCCUCCAUUUUUUCUGCCAUUUCUUCAGUUCAUGUCUCAAAGUGAUCUCCCAAAGCCUACUCAAGAGACACAAAAAUCCGCAACAGCAAAGGAGGACGAUAGGCUUUUACCAGAUGAUAAUCUCGAAACAUUGUGGGAAAACCAAAACUUCAUUUACGAUCUGUGCAAAGCCCUUGACCCGGUACAUUCGCCUCGUUCAAAACUCAAAGACCAUCGUAAUCUCGCAAUGGAGUUUCCUAUCCAUGCAGAUAUUCGAAAAAAGAUCGCUGGCUCAGAAAUAAGUCCAUCCGAGAAUCUGUUUAAGUGUCUCGAAAGCAUUUAUCCAAACCUUCUGAUCAAACACCUUUGUGACAGGCUUACCUUGGCGAAGAAUGCUCCUCAAUCUCUAAGAACAAUUCAAUCAGCCAUCAAAGAUGGGAAAAUAUGCCAGACAGACUAUGUUUCAGAUCUAGAAAACAAGAACAACGCACUCAAAGGCAAACUAAUCUUACAACUUGAUUAUAAUGAUUCUUGGAAAGGACUUGCAAAAGCAUUUAAUAUUAGUGAGAGAAAGUGUUCUACUUUUUUGAGAGACCCAAAAUUCAACCCAACUCGCACUUUCUUUGAUAUUUUGCGAACUCAGUCUCCUCGUCUAAAGGUAUCAAAGUUAAAGAUAUUUCUAGGAGACCUUGGGGAAAACAGUUUUUUGGAAGAAUUAAAAAGCAUACCAGAAAAAAACUUUCUGAAAGACCUGCCUUCGGAAGCAGAAUUAAUGUGUGAUGUGAUUGAGCCCAAACUCAAUGCAACUCACAACAACCUCCUGUAUAAACUGGCAGAAAAGUUCCAAAAACAAGGCUAUAUCAGUGACGACGUCGAUAUCCUGGACUUCCAAGCAUCAGAAUGUCCUGAGAGUCCAACUAAUAAAUUGAUAGACUACGUUCUCACCAGCCUAGAGAAGGAAUACAAAAUACAAGAUCUAAAGAAUGGCUUGGCAAAUAUAGGACGCGCUGAUUGUAUUCACAUUUUGGCAAAAUAUGUCAAAGGAUUUGAUGAUGAACUGGAAAAGAAUGAACAACUGCAAACCUUCAACAGAGCAUCACUACCAGUGGAAAGAGCUAUCAGUGUCAUUGAUGAAAAUCAAAAUACAAAUUCAGCGGAUCUAAAUCAAGGAGCUGCAGGGUUUGGAAUGGGUGGGUCUGGAAUGCCACCUGACGACAUGCGUAGUAGAGGUCCUACUCGUCCAAGUCACACUUACAGUAGUUGUCCCCCUUUCAUGGCUUCCUCUCUGCAUGACAGUGGCACUGAUUUUGGAGGAGAUCAAGAACAGGGGUCUGAAAUAUCAAAAAUAACAAGAGACACGAAAAGUUUGGAUCUAAGCGUCCACACAAAAUCACAAGAACCGCUCAAGGGACGACAAGCUGAAGGAAUUGAUCCAAUAGUGGACCAGAGGAACCUACGUGGUUCUCAAGCUGAAAAACUGAGAAACCCUCGGCCUUUGGACAGCGGAUUCGUCGAAGAUCCACAACUGCAAGAGCGCGUACAAUCCCUAGCGCAAGGAGGUACACCUAGAGGACAAAAUGACCUCGACCUAUCAUCCAUAUCAUCCAUAUCAUCCAUAUCAUCCAUAUCAUCCUAUCAUCCUAUCAUCCUAUCAUCUAUCACAAGUGGGUCUUCAUGUGCAUCAGAUAUACCCGAACAAGACCAAGAAUAGUUUCAGACUUGCAUCACGAAAGUACUUUUAAACGACGAUCGAGCAACAGAUUGCCCAAAUCUGAGACACAGCUCAAAGUAUUUAUGUUGAAGAAGAGUUAGAAGAACGAAGCAAAUAACAAGAAAUGCAUUAAACACGUUAAGUUACAGUCAUUUGUAAAAAUUCUGACGGCUAACAGUAUAUCAUUAUACAAUGCACCAUGGGUAGUUUCAUGUGAUUUUCGCCAUUUCUCGCUAAUCUAUAAUCUAUACUAUUUUAGUAGCUACACAAUUAUAUUACGAAAGUUGACAUACAAAGGCCGGGUUGCUACGAAUAAUUUUCUGCCAAAGAUGUCACCUUCUUUUGAGGCUGCGGCAUGUGGUCUUGUUCAAGUGCUAUAGAAUAUAUAUAUAUAUAGGCCCCUUUAUAAUCCUUGCCAGUUUAGUCCUGCAUUCGGGUCAAAGUCAAAAGCAAACAACACUAAUCAAAGGAAUGAUUUUCUGUUUUUUAGCGCAAUUUUGAUAUCAAGAGAAUAUAGUUAAAAGAUAAGGUUUCUUACAUGGGAAAGUUAUUUUCUUAUUUUUAUUUUUGUUGAUAACGUAGAAACAUGCAGGUGAUAUAUUUAUCUGCUAACUGACCGACGGCGGAAAAUACUUCCAGAAAAGAGAUAGACGUUUUUCUCGUUGCUUACGUUCUUGAUGCACAAUAUUCAAUAUUCUGUGCACAUGCACGCACUACACAUUUACAUAUAUUUACCUUGUGUGUAAUGCAGCGCAGCACGAAGGCAUCUCUCUGAGCGCCUUUGAACUUUAUAUUACUUCAAAUAAUUUCAAUAAAAAGUCUUAUUGAAGAAAAGAAA
Messenger RNA from Exaiptasia diaphana, 3213 nucleotides. RefSeq lists its product as uncharacterized. Lineage: Eukaryota; Metazoa; Cnidaria; Anthozoa; Actiniaria; Aiptasiidae. The record is from RefSeq and is a predicted model, not a curated record. Bases 108 to 2375 code for a protein of 755 amino acids. The transcript has 10 exons.